UAGGAUCCGCGAUAUAACGACUUUUGGGAGCAGCUGUCCUACUCGUCUCGUGAAUUCUUCAGUAGCUGCCAUCACACCAGAAAACCCCUGUGCUGUUCCGGAGAUCAUGCACGCUGCUCUGGGUGUGUUGUACCAGCGUGUAUCAGAGAUGGUUAGGGUUCGUCUCUGGAUGCAGGAAAGAAACUACCUACACACAAAUCAGGACCCCCUUCACUCCCCUCGGAACAUGGCAGAUGCGGGAAGUUAUCAAGCCGGUUGUGGCCUGCUCCCCAGGAUGCUGUGGCAGUGUGCCCUGCUGUCAUCCCUGCUCCAGUCUUUUCUAUCACCGGUGUCCGCAGGAGCGGACUCCAAAGCUGUCACCACCACUCUCACUACAAAGUGGCCCUCCACCCCCCUGCUGCUGGAAGCCAGUGAGUUCCUGGCUGAGGAGAGUCCGGAGAUGUUCUGGGAUUUUGUUGAAGCCAAUCAGAACAUCCGAGGGGAACACGAUGAUACAGACCAGUCAUACUACGAUCUGAUAAUGAAGAGAGCCGGCGCUCUGCUCAGCACAGUCCAACUCAACAUGCUGAAGUUUGCUCUCUCUCUCAGGGCCUACUCUGCCACUGUACACUCCUUCCAACAAAUAGCAUCCAACGAGCCCCCUCCCUCUGGCUGCUCAGCGUUCUUCAAUGUUCAUGGGGAGAAGUCAUGUGACACUGAGAAACUGGCUGCACUAGUGGAGACAGCAGCAGAACGGCCCAAGCCCUAUUUAUUCAAAAGCGAUCACAGGUUCCCGGGAUCAAACCCUGACGCUCCGGUUGUUAUCCUGUAUGCUGAGAUCGGAAGUUCAGAAUUCUCUGUGUUUCAUCAGCUGAUGCUGUCCAAGGCCAACAAGGGACAGACUGUCUAUGUACUUCGCCACUACUUGGCUACUCCUAGCAGGAGGCGGGUGUAUCUGUCUGGUUAUGGAGUGGAGCUGGCCAUCAAGAAUCAGGAAUACAAGGCUAAAGAUGACACACAGGUUCAAGGAGCAGAGGUCAACGCCACGGUGAUGGGAGAGAAUGACCCCGUGGAUGAGGUCCAGGGAUUCCUCUUUGGAAAACUCAAGACACUGUACCCGCAGCUGAAGGAACAGCUCAAGGAGCUACGGAAGCACCUGGUGGAGAGCACCAAUGAAAUGGCUCCCCUCAAAGUGUGGCAGAUGCAAGAUCUGAGUUUCCAGACGGCAGCUCGGAUCCUGGCUGCUCCAGCUUCAGAUUCCCUCAACGUCAUGAGAGACCUCAGUCAGAACUUCCCUACCAAGGCCAGGUCCAUCACUAAAACUGCAGUCCACUCUGAAAUCCGUAAAGAGAUCGAAGACAACCAGAAGUUCUUUAAGGGAACUCUGGGAUUGCAACCUGGGGACUCUGCUCUCUUCAUCAACGGACUGCACAUAGACCUGGACACACAGGACAUCUUCAGUAUUUUCGAGGUUCUGCGUAGUGAGGCCAGGGUGAUGGAAGGUCUGCGUUCUCUUCACAUCGAGACCAACUACAUCCACGACAUCCUCAAGCUAAAUGUUCAGCCUUCUGACUCUGACUACGCUGUGGACAUCCGCAACCCUGCCAUUAACUGGAUUAACAAUCUGGAGACAGACAGCAGAUACAGCUCAUGGCCACACAAUGUCCAGGAACUCCUCCGACCCACGUUCCCUGGAGUCAUACGACAGAUCCGCAAAAACUUCCACAACCUUGUGGUCAUCCUGGACCCCACCCAUGAGAGCUCCUCUGAGCUGUUAAAUGUCGCUGAGAUGUUUUACACCAACAACAUUCCUCUCAGGAUUGGGCUGGUGUUUGUGGUGUCUGAUGCUGAUGAAGUCGACGGUAUGGAGGACGCAGGCGUGGCUCUGCUCCGAGCCUUCAACUACAUCACAAUGGAGGCCGACGCCCCCACCGCCUUCGACGCCGUCAUAUCGAUGUUCAACCGGGUGGCCAGCGGUGGUAAACUGGGUGUGGCUGACGUAGUCAAGGUGUUGGAGAAGAGGUACCCCUACGUGGAGGCCAGCAGCAUCCUUGGCCCGGACUCCACCUACGACGCCAACAGGAAGGAAGGGCGUGGCUACUACCAGCAGACGGGGGUGGGUCCGUUGCCGGUGGUGAUGUAUAAUGGGAUGCCGUAUCAGAAAGAACAGCUGGACCCGGACGAGCUGGAGACGGUCACCAUGCACAAAAUACUGGAGACUACCAGCUUCUACCAACGGGCUGUCUACCUGGGGGAGCUGGCCACAGAUCACGACGUGGUGGAUUUCAUCAUGAACCAACCCAACGUGGUCCCUCGAAUCAACCCCCGAAUCCUGUCUACAGCCAGAACCUACCUGGACCUGUCCAAUACCAAUAACCACUUCAUAGACGCGUACGCUCGCUUUUUGUUCCUGGACACCAGAGACAAGAGCACUGCUGUGGCUAACAGCAUGAACUACAUGACCAAGAAAGGGAUGGCCCCUAAUGACCUCCAUGUAGAUGAUGGCUACAUUCGUCCUGUCACUUUCUGGAUUGUGGGAGAUUUCGACCGACCUUCAGGACGCCAGCUGCUCUACGAUGCCAUCAGACACAUGAAAACCAGCAACAACGUGCGACUGGGCCUGAUCAACAACCCCAGUGACAGCCCGUCUGCUGAGAACAGUCGUGUUGCCAGGGCGAUUUGGGCCGCCACGGAGACUCAGACCGCCAACAACGCCAAGAACUACAUCACCAAGCUGGCCAAGGAGGAGACGGCCGAGGCCCUGGAGACGGGGGCCGAUGUUGCUCAGUUUGCUGUCGGGGGUAUGGAUGUAGCCUUGUUCAAGAGCGCGUACGAAGGUCCAAAGAUGGACUUCCUGCUGUCUCACGCUGCCUACUGCCGAGACGUUCUCAAGCUACGGAAGGGACAGCGGGCCGUCAUCAGCAAUGGACGGAUCAUUGGUCCGCUGGAGGACGGGGAGGUCUUUAACCAAGACGAUUUCCUCCUUCUGGAGAGUAUCGUUCUGAAGACCUCGGGGGAGCGAAUCAAAAGCAGGGUCCAGCGUUUUGGGGCGGAGGAGGACAGAGCCAGCGACCUGGUGAUGAAGAUCGACUCCCUGCUGUCCUCCCAACCCAAAGGAGAAGCCAGGAUGGAGCACGUGUUUUCUGACGACCGAUACAGUGCCGUGAAGAUCCGGCCCGCAGAGGGGGAUGUCUACUUCGACGUGGUUGCCGUCGUAGAUCCUGUAACCAGGGACGCGCAGAAACUAGCUCCACUGUUGUUGGUGUUGAAGAAGCUGGUCAAUGUGAACCUUCGCGUGUUUAUGAACUGCCAGUCCAAACUGUCAGACCUGCCUCUGAAAAGUUUCUACCGCUACGUGUUGGAGCCGGAAGUGGUGUUCCAGGCUGAUGGCAGGUUCUCCCCCGGUCCGCUGGCCAAGUUCCUGGACAUGCCCCAGUCUCCCCUCUUCACACUCAACCUCAACACCCCUGAGAGCUGGAUGGUGGAGUCCGUGCGAACCAGAUACGACCUGGAUAACAUCUACCUGGAAGAGGUGGACAGUGUAGUAGCGGCGGAGUACGAACUGGAGCAUCUGCUCCUGGAGGGCCACUGUUUCGACGUGAGUACGGGCCAGCCUCCCAGAGGACUACAAUUCACCCUGGGAACCACCUCAGACCCGGUCAUCGUCGACACCAUCGUCAUGGCCAACCUGGGUUAUUUCCAGUUGAAGGCAAACCCUGGAGCCUGGAUACUGAAGCUCAGGAAAGGACGGUCUGAUGAAAUCUACAAGAUCUAUAGUCAUGACGGAACGGACUCUCCAGCAGACGCCGAUGACCUCGUUGUGGUGCUGAACAACUUCAAGAGCCGAAUCAUCAAAGUCAAGGUCCAGAAGAAGCCAGAGAAGUUCGAGGAGGAGCUGUUGAGUGACGGAACCCCAGAGAACGACUCUGGUUUCUGGGGGUCUCUGACCAGGGGCUUUACAGGAAGUGUGAAAACGGAGGAGAGCAAACAGGAGAAGGAUGACGUCAUCAACAUCUUCUCUGUGGCCUCUGGACACCUCUAUGAACGUUUUCUGAGAAUCAUGAUGUUGUCCGUGCUGAAGCACACUAAGACACCCGUCAAGUUCUGGUUCCUUAAAAACUACCUCUCGCCAGCUUUUAAGGAGUUCAUCCCGUACAUGGCAGAGCAGUACGGCUUCCAGUAUGAGCUGGUCCAGUACAAAUGGCCGCGAUGGCUUCACCAGCAGACGGAGAAACAAAGGAUCAUCUGGGGUUAUAAGAUCCUGUUCCUGGACGUGCUGUUCCCCCUGUCGGUCGACAAGUUCUUAUUUGUGGACGCAGAUCAGAUAGUGCGUACGGACCUGAAGGAGCUCCGGGACUUUGACCUGGAGGGAGCACCGUACGGGUACACCCCGUUCUGUGAGAGCCGCAGGGAGAUGGACGGAUUCCGCUUCUGGAAGUCGGGCUACUGGGCGAGUCACCUCGCUGGUCGCAAGUACCACAUCAGUGCUCUGUAUGUGGUAGAUCUGAAGAAGUUCCGCAAGAUUGCAGCAGGAGACCGUCUGAGAGGACAGUAUCAAGGCCUGAGUCAAGACCCCAACAGUCUGUCCAACCUGGACCAGGACCUGCCGAAUAACAUGAUCCACCAGGUUCCUAUCAAGUCUCUUCCACAGGAGUGGCUCUGGUGUGAAACCUGGUGUGAUGACAACUCAAAGAAGAAGGCCAAGACCAUAGAUCUGUGCAACAACCCCCAGACCAAAGAGCCGAAGCUUCAGGCCGCUGUACGCAUUGUAGCCGAGUGGAGCGACUAUGACCAGGAGAUCAAACGGUUCCAGAACCGAGUCCAGGAGAGAGUAGCGGAGAACGAUACGACACACACGGACAAACCAGACGACACACACACAGAGUUAUGAGGGGCCUGUGGAAGCUGCUGGAACGGAAAGACGGGGGCCGGUUUGGAGACACUGGUAUUCUUUAGGAACAGCAUCGACAGACGGACUGAAAAUUAACGCCCAUUCAAUCAUACAUUUUCAUUUGACAUUUUCUCUGUUUUGAUGGUUGGGGAUGAUAGCUGUGUGCGUGUGUUUGUGUGUGAUUGUGUGGGGCGUGUGUGUGCAUGCACACGCGUGCUUUUUGAUGUCUGUUCUUGCCUGGGUAAAGACGCUUAAGGGAACGUCUGACAUUUCCCGCGGGUUGUUUCGCCCAAAAUACGUCUGAUCCGCGUUUGCACGAAUCCCGCAAAACAGCUGUGAUUGUCUUUGGGUAGGGGUGAAAUGGCACUGAUGAAUAUAACAGCCUAAGUUAUGAAGUUAGACCUGUCCUCUUCUACGCUUUUCGUUUCAUACUUCAUUUCGACAUUGUAAAUGGCCUGCGCCAAACUCAGGGAAAGGUUGUUUCGGCCAUCCAAUCUGAUAAAACUUCUAAUGACAAUAACAGGACUUGGAUAACACAGCCACACAGGCCAAAUCACUAAAAAGUAUAAAACAAACAUUAAUUAGAAGUUGUAGAUACAGGCAACUGUUUUCUUUUAUUUUGUGACUGUGUUAACCACUGAUGUCCCAACAUUUUUUUUGUGUGAGAUAGACCCACUUUUGUCAACUCGGUUCAUAUCUCUCUAUUCAAUACAACUCAUCAUGAACAUCAAAGGCCCUUGAGGAUGUGAUGCUGGCCAUCGUGGAGUGUAAAGGGAUGUGCAGGUUAUUGUUGUGGACACUGUAACCAAAAAAGCGAGGGACAAGUUCAGUUCAGGCUAGCCAGUCUCAUUCACUAAGGCUCUGCCGAGGUUUGUGAUCAAGCCAGGCAGCAGAAACUCACUCAUUCUAACCAGCCUUUAGGAAAGACUGUGAUCAGAUGGCUAUUUUAAUCUGGUAUUUAUAUUGCUUGUCUGGAACAAAAGCCUGUUCCCUCCACCGGUAAGAUGUGCCAGCCCUUACUCCUGUCUCUUUGCUGUGGUCUUUUUCUUUUUCCACUCUCUUGGGGUAAAUGUACUGUUAAUUCUAAGAAAUCAAUAUUUUAUAAUAAAAUCCAAGAAAUUAACACA
This is a messenger RNA of Esox lucius (northern pike), 5997 nucleotides long. RefSeq names its product UDP-glucose glycoprotein glucosyltransferase 1 (gene uggt1). The record is from RefSeq and is a predicted model, not a curated record. Lineage: Eukaryota; Metazoa; Chordata; Actinopteri; Esociformes; Esocidae. Gene Ontology annotation, molecular function: UDP-glucose:glycoprotein glucosyltransferase activity. Bases 107 to 4870 code for a protein of 1587 amino acids. Gene Ontology annotation, cellular component: endoplasmic reticulum. The transcript has 41 exons.